UCCAACAGAGACACGUCCUUCCCUUGCGCGCCAGCUCCGACUGCAGAUAUAAGGGCGUCGGAGAGGACACGCUCUGGUUUGGCACACUCCUCCUAUGUCUGGGUUGAGGGAAAUACAGCGCCUCUGCUUCAUGCGCCGCACACGUUCUGCCUUCACGCAUAGGCUCUGUUGACAUCUAACUGGAGAUACAGCUUGUUCAGGAUAGAUCUGUUGUGGGAAGGACAGCCAAAGCGUUGCUAAGGAGGCCGACUGAUCGGACGCAGCCAUGCUGAAAGGGGGCACCGCCAAGGCGGCACAGCCCAAGCUGGGAGCCCCGGAGCGGGUCCGCCUGCCUCCCUCCCUCUCCCACGCCUCCAACGCCACCUCCACCUCCAUCAGCAGCUCCAUGGGCAUGAAGACCUCACGCUCCUCCAGCACCAUUGCCUCGGACCUGCGCCUCAGCCGGCUGAAGCGGGCGAGCAGCGAUGACGCUCUGGCUAAGCCUGCUCUGGGAGCAGUAGCUGCCGCGUCUCGGAUGAAGAAGACUGUGACUACCGGAGCCAUCUCGGAGCUGGCAGACAACCGGCCGCGCGGCCUCGCAGGUGCCCAGUCAGCCAAAAAGUCAGGGAUCCCUGCUCCCCAGAACCUCUCCAGAGACCGCACUGCACUGCGGGACCAGCUAAGGACAUCUAGCACCAAGAAGGUCGUGCCCAGUGCCAGCACCUCCAGCCUGUCCUCCCUGGCGAAGAACUCGCGUGGUUCCAUCAAGACAAGGACAGAGGCCGAGAGCACGGACAAGGCUCUCCUGGAGUGUCAGGUGAAGGAGCUUCUGGCUGAGGCCAAGGCCAAAGAAUCCGAGAUCAGCAAGUUACGGACAGAGCUGCAGCGAUGCAGGGCAAAAAGCUCCCCACAGGAGGCUGGCACCCCAGACGGGACACCAGAGAGUGAAUGGUCCCAGCUGCACCCCACAGACCUUCAGACGUUCGUCCAGGAGCUGAGGGAGAAGAACGGGCGCUUUCAGAGGGAGCUGGCUAUGUUGCGUGAGGAGAACCAGGCUCUGAAGGAAAAUCUUAUCUCAUUGGAUAGCUGCACAGCCCAAAGCAGUAACACCAGCGCAACUCCUACAUCACAAAUGAGUCCAACCAAACCUUCCACUAACGGCCUUCUACUAGAGAGGGACAGCGGUGAGAUGAAACCAGUCAAAGACACAGCAUCAUCUGCUAGCGAUAUCACCAAAAGCCCCUCCUCACCUUCUCCGGACUCCUCAGAAUUUGAAAAGAUCCCGUCUCGCUCUGACUCAGUCAGCAGCAGCAGCACCAAAGGCAUUACCCCGAGCACCCUGGAGAGAGACCUGUCAGUGGAGUGUUUGACGGAGCGCAUUCAAAAGAUGGAGGAGAACCACCACAGCACGGCCGAGGAGCUGCAGGCCACUCUGCAGGAGCUGGCCGACCAGCAGCAGGUCGUGCAGGAGCUGACGGCGGAGAACGAGCGGCUGGCCGAGGAGAAGGGCCUCCUGCAAACCUCCCUGCAGCAGCAGAGGGAGCGCGUGGACCUCCUGGUGCAGAAGAACGAGACUUUGCUCCAGAGGCUCCGAGAGCAGGUCCAGAGCCAAGAGGCCGAGACAUCGCGUGCCUCGCGGGUGGAGGAGCUGGAGCAGCGCCUGGCCGAGCGGGCGGAGAGCUCACGCUUUGAGAGGGAGAAGCUGGUGGACAUUCAGCAGCAGCUGACUGGGAGCCUGAGAGCUCUGGAGAAAGAGCACCAGGAGGCCCAGACCACCGUGCGGAGCUUAAAAGACGAGCUGGAGGAGCUCCGGCAGCAGCUGGAGAGGGAGCAGAAGGCUGAGGCGGUGGCCACGCAGCUGGCAGAGGAGCUGCGGCAAGCUGUGGAGGCUCUGAAGGCGGAGAACGAGCGCUUGAAGGCCCAGGUGGAGACAGAAAGGCAAAAGGUGGUGGAGCUGAAGGCGGUGCAGAGUGCUAGCAACAGCACAGAACUGCAGGCCUUGCUGAAAGCAGCUCACACAGAGAGAGACAAGCUGGAGGUUUGCUGUGCAGCGCUGAGGCAGGAGCUGCUGCACACCCAAAAUGAAGUGGAGCAUAUUCAGAGCAUGCUCAAGAAGGCCAAAGCAGACAAGUUGCAGCACCAGGAGAGACUGCAGAAACAGGAGCAGGACCACAAAGCCAACGUGUUCGCUCUGGAGGAGAAGAACAGAGAUGGCGAGAACCAGAUCAAGGAUCUAAAGGAGACCAUCUUUGAGUUGGAGGACCAGGUGGAGCAGCAGCGUGCAGUCCGACUGCACACCAACCAGACCAUCCUGGACCUGGAGAAUCAAAUCAAGAGGCUGGAGGAGCAUAAGAUUGAACAGGACAAGCAGAUGAAAGCCAUGAGCAAACAGAUAAAGGAAGAGACGGAGGAGUGGCGGCGUUUCCAAGCCGACCUGCAGACAGCCGUGGUAGUGGCGAAUGACAUCAAGGUGGAGGCACAGCAGGAGGUGCGCACGCUGCGUCGCCGGCUGCAGGACGAGCAGGAGCGCUGCAGCAGGCUGACCUCGGAGCUCGAGCAAAUCCAGGGGGCCAGGUCGCAGGUGGAGGAGGGGAAUCUCUCUGAAUCUGACAGCAGUCCUCACUGGUGUGGAAUCUCCAUGGCCCAGAAUGCAUCUGAUGGCCUGCUGACCAAUGGGAGUGAGAGCGGAAACAGCACCCCCUCUGAGCCAGGAGCCACCGUAAAAUCCCUUAUCAAGUCGUUCGACACAGCUCUGAAGAAUGGACCUGGCAAUACAGUACAGAUGCAUACAUCUCCCAGAAGCCCCCUAAGUGGAAUACCAGUUCGCACAGCUCCGGCAGCAGCCGUCUCACCCAUACAGAGGCAUUCGGGUAUCAAGCCACUGUCUAAGACCUUGGAGAGAAGGAUCAACCUUGGGGAUUUCCCUCACCCAGGCGAUGAGCUGAAGACUUCAUCUCUGAUGAGGAAGAGUCCAUCCCUUGAAUCGGUCAUCAAGCCUCCAGCCGUGCUCAGCAACCGAAUACCCUCCUUCACGUACAGCCGGACCAACAGCAAGCUCAAUGUGGAAAGAACAGACCCUCUGGCUGCUCUGGCGCGGGAGUACGGCGGAUCUAAGAGGAACGCUCUACUGAAGUGGUGCCAGAUGAAGACAGAGGGCUAUCCGAAUAUCGAUGUGACAAACUUCAGCAGCAGUUGGAGUGAUGGUUUGGCUUUCUGUGCUCUGCUGCACACCUACCUGCCUGCACACAUCCCCUACCAAGAGCUUGUCAGCCAGGACAAGGGCCGCAAUCUGACCCUGGCCUUCCAGGCCGCAGAAAGCAUCGGCAUUAAACCUUCUCUGGACAUUGAUGAGCUGAUGCACACAGACAGACCAGAUUGGCAGAGAGUCAUGCAGUAUGUUUCUCAGAUUUACAAGUAUUUUGAGACUUGACCUUUCACUUGAGGAAAAGAACGUGGAAAGGCAUGAAGUCACAGAAGCACUUUCUGCCGUGAUCAAUCCCCUCCCCGACACCAGCUAUUACUAAACACGGAAAGCUGUGCCAGGCUUACUCAGUAGACGCAUUGCCUUUUCCCAGUAUCGCACUGGCAGACCCAGCCAGGGGAAUCCUUCUCUUCCUUUUUAUACACAUUUAUUUAUACUUUUUUUUUUCUUUCUUUAUUUUUGCCUGAUAGACUGAAAUGCAGUUUCCAUUCAAGCCACAUUUCCUGGACUAGUCAUUUCAAAAGUUGCGUGGAGUGGUUGGCAUUUCUAUUUUUGCCACAUCAUUCAACCACAGUACAGUUAAUGGUGUUUAAGUGCAGUUAGACUGCUACUGUUUACAGAGAAUGGAGUGUUAUUAUUGUUACCAAAAGCAUAGAAAUAUAUAUAGAGAUAGAUGUAUUUUUUAAAUCUCGUGUCAAUUCCCAGUUUAUUUUGAGAUGCUGUAUAUAAAAUAUUUCCAGACAGUGAAGAUGAGUUUGAAUAAGUUCUGUUCUAAUUUACUACAAUUAAUUUUAAGUUUUGCAAUAUUUUCUGAAAAGUCACAAAAUACAUUUAUUGGUUGAACAAGAAAGAUCCUAUAUUAUCCUAUUAUUGCAGCUGUUUUACAGACCAUUAUGAUAGCAGGUGUUGUGUAUGUUUGAAUUAAUAUGCUGUCUCUUCAAAGUAGCUAACACGUACUUUAAGGCAAUAGCACUGCAUUAAAAAGGUCACUGCCCGUGUCAUUCAAUAGGCUACAGCUGCUAAGUAUAUCAGCCAAAUCAGCCACCUUAAAAACUAAUACUAAAUACUGGACGUCUUAGGACGAAAUAUUUUAUAAAUACUUGUUUAUAGAAAAAUACGGUCUCUGUAUCAAACAGAAAUGUCUUGUGAGUUAAAUAGUCUCAAGCUACAGCUUUGUUCCUUGUAUCUCAUAAGAAUAAGAAGUUUUAUUUAUUGAUUUUCUGUAAGGCUCCAGUGCUGCGUUUGUGUAAUCUCUAGUUCAGAACCGUGCAGGUUUGCUUUGUGAACUGAAUCUAUGGACAGACCCGUUGUUGUUCGUAAUAAAGUCUUCCAGAGGAUGAAACCAA
This is a messenger RNA of Electrophorus electricus (electric eel), 4527 nucleotides long. It is a transcript of the gene specc1, whose product is annotated as sperm antigen with calponin homology and coiled-coil domains 1. The record is from RefSeq and is a predicted model, not a curated record. Gene Ontology annotation, molecular function: protein binding. NCBI's taxonomy places the organism in Eukaryota, Metazoa, Chordata, Actinopteri, Gymnotiformes, Gymnotidae.